AUGACCUCGCCCACCAAUGACGCAGCGCGUCCGUCCUUCAACAAUGCGGAUCAGCCGGAUUCCCAACACCAAUUGCUGCAGCACGACUCGACUCUGACGGUAGCACAGUCCGUCUCCCUCACCUUGGGGAGCGACUCUCUUCUCGUCGCCGCAACCAAGGAUACCCUUGCCAUCUCGUUCUAUAAUAUACUAGACGCCGACAUCUCCCCGGCCGGCUUGACCAUCACCUAUGCGGAGCAUGCAAUCAAAGAGGACGUCUCCGUGACUGCGCUUCAGUACCCGAUCGCCGAGGAGGAAAAGGCAAAUGUCGAAGCCUGGAUCGCCCGAUUGCUGGACCUGGCAUAUGGAAAUGCGCAACGAUACAAGAGGCUCAAGGUUCUCGUCAAUCCCUUCGGAGGCAAAGGAGGCGCCGUGAAAUUGUAUCAGAAUCAUGCGGCUUCCAUCUUUGCCGCGGCCCGCUGCAAGGUGGAUGUUCAGGAAACGACGCACUCGGGCCACGCCGGCGAGAUCUCAGAGAAUAUCGACAUUGAUGCCUUCGAUGCGAUCGUCUGUUGUUCCGGUGAUGGUCUUCCAUACGAGGUCUUCAAUGGUUUGGCAAAGAAGCCAAAUGCCGGCGAGGCCCUGAACAAGGUGGCUGUUGCAUUGAUACCGUGUGGCUCGGGAAAUGCAAUGACCUGGAACCUCUGCGGAACGGGCAGCGUGUCUGUGGCGGCAUUGGCCAUCGUCAAGGGAUUGCGAACACCGAUGGACCUUACCUCAAUCACACAAGGACAUAAUCGCAUUCUGUCGUUCCUGUCGCAGUCUUUCGGCAUCAUCGCCGAGUGUGACCUGGGAACCGACAACAUUCGAUGGAUGGGCGCUCAUCGAUUUACGUACGGCUUCCUUGUCCGGGUCGUGAAGAGCACCGUUUGGCCGUGCGAUCUUGCCGUCAAAGUGGAAAUCGAUGACAAAAAGGCCAUCAAGGACCACUACAACACAUACGCGAAUAGUGUCCCUCCACUCCGAUCCCCUGAAGAGACUGCUGGACGGUCCGGGGGCCUUCCCGACCUGAAGUACGGCACUGUACAGGAUGAUCUCCCUGAAGAUUGGGAGGUAAUUCCGUCCGAGACGCUAGGCAACUUCUACGCAGGGAAUAUGGCUAUCAUGUCUAAAGACACUAACUUCUUCCCGGCCUCGUUGCCCAAUGAUGGAUUGAUGGACAUUGUUACCAUCGACGGAACCCUCGGAGUUGCCAAGUCCCUCAAAAUGAUGACGGCGAUUCCUGAGGGGGACUUCUUCGAUAUGCCGGAAGUCAACGUCCGUAAGGCGACCGCGUAUCGUCUCGUUCCUCGCGAAAAAGAAGGAUAUAUCAGCGUGGAUGGCGAGCGGAUCCCCUUUGAGGCGUUCCAGGUUGAAAUUCACAAAGGCUUAGGCACGGUCCUGUCAAAGUCGGGACACCUCUACGAGGCAGAGGGACCCAAGCCGUGA
This is a messenger RNA of Aspergillus affinis, 1467 nucleotides long. RefSeq names its product putative sphingosine kinase (SphK). NCBI's taxonomy places the organism in Eukaryota, Fungi, Ascomycota, Eurotiomycetes, Eurotiales, Aspergillaceae. Bases 1 to 1467 code for a protein of 488 amino acids. The transcript is spliced from 2 exons. The record is from RefSeq and is a predicted model, not a curated record. Gene Ontology annotation, cellular component: intracellular membrane-bounded organelle; membrane; cytoplasm. Gene Ontology annotation, biological process: sphingosine biosynthetic process.